Rasamsonia emersonii CBS 393.64 is the source of this 3735-nucleotide messenger RNA. RefSeq names its product GATA transcriptional activator AreA. Gene Ontology annotation, molecular function: zinc ion binding; RNA polymerase II cis-regulatory region sequence-specific DNA binding; DNA-binding transcription factor activity, RNA polymerase II-specific. The transcript is spliced from 8 exons. Gene Ontology annotation, biological process: negative regulation of transcription by RNA polymerase II; positive regulation of transcription by RNA polymerase II. The record is from RefSeq and is a predicted model, not a curated record. The coding region runs from base 1 to 3735 and encodes 1244 amino acids. Lineage: Eukaryota; Fungi; Ascomycota; Eurotiomycetes; Eurotiales; Trichocomaceae.
AUGGAUGGGCCGCGGUCCGGCCAUCUUGAUCCGUGCUUUCAGCCAGUUCACCCCACAGCCGGACACGCAACGUUAGUGGUCCUCGGUUUUUGCCCCCGAUCGAAUCGCGUUACACUUGCGGCCGUUUUUGCAGGUCUCCUUCCCACUCCGACUGGGCCUCGCGUGUUCGAGAAAACCAUCCUCGUGCCUUCCUCCGCGUUUCUUCUGCUGGUUCAUAUCGAAACUCAGCUGCGGCUGCGGGAGCAGUGGAACUGGCCGGAUAUCACUCAGGAUAGAGCGCUUAGGAGUACAGAAUGCUCCAUACAACAGAUUACUGAGUACUCUCUACCAGUUCUUAUAAAACACCGAGAUCCUAUUGGGAUCGUGGUCGCUCUGUUCGGACUUAGGCGUACGAUACGGACUAGCAGUCUUAGCAGACGUCGUCGUCGUUACAAGCAGGCAAAAAGGAAAAGACAGACAAAAAGCCGCCUCUCCCCAUACAAUCAAUUGCAUCCGCGAGUUGAUUUCCAUCCAUUGACUGUCAGCAACCUCACCACCUGCGCAAGGCUCAUCGUCCAACGCCCUCCGCCUGUCCAGAACUGCCGCCCCCGUUCCCUGACGGGGAGAAGCCGAUGCCUGGGGAGCCCCUCCGAGUCGGUAUUGCCGCGCACGGCCGCGAUUACCAGGCGUAACGCGAAUACAGGUGGUACCGUCACGACGUCCAGGCCCGCUGCCAGUCCAGCCAGCCCAGCCCUGCCCGCCCGGCACCUUCCUCUCCACCACCACCACGGCCUGCCUGCACUACGACCUCGAACUAAUCCUCCAACCACCACAUCCGCUACAACCUCCUCCUCCUCCACCUGCCCAUCUGCCGCCGCUGGCCCUGUCGAAACCAACCCCCCCCCGACGCUGCGCCGUCUCCCUGUGUUGGUGUCCGGACGACGAUCUCUCAUCAUCUCCCUCGCCGCCCCCAUCGCAUUGACUGUUCACCACGUUGGCGCUGGCCGCGAAAGACGACAAGCUGGAUUUCCCAUUUCACGACAGUAUCGUCAACGGGGGGCUGUUGCGCGAGUCCGUCUUCCCGGACUGGCAAGAUGGCGCCCCCCGGAGCCCGGUGGAAAGCCCCGACGAGAUGCAGAGGAAGGAUCCUCUAGCGACGCAGAUAUGGAAGCUCUACUCGAGGACCAAGUCCAGGUUGCCCAACCAGGAACGCAUGGAGAACCUGACCUGGCGCAUGAUGGCCAUGAGCUUGAAGCGCCAGGAAAGGGAACGAGAGCAGCGCGGCAGACGCUAGCUGCUGCUGCCCCUGCCAUUGCCCCUCUCUUGCUUCGGCGUUGCAACAUCUCUCGCUCUUAUCUCUACCCUUGCCUUGGGGAUCUCUCAGGUCUUGCUGCUGCUUCUCAGAAGAAGGAGAAGGAUAAUCCCGCUCCCAGCGGCAUUGCUCAGCUUCGAAAGUCCUCUGAUCAGACGGUUGUUACAACCACGACUGAGAGCACGACCACCACCACUGCCACCACGACGGAAAGCACGACAACCGCUGCUGAGAGCACGACGACAUCCGCCCCCGCGGUGGAUUUCAUGAACCUGGACGACUUCAUCAUCCCUUCCUCGAUCGGCUCACCCGCGGGCGUUCCCACCUCUCCCUCAGCUGACAAGACAUCGGCGGACAAGACGUCUGCUGAUAACACGCCGGCUGAAAACACGUCGGACUCUGGCACCGCUGUGGCUUCCGCCAUCCCCAUCAAAGGUCGCAAAGGUCAGCAGCCGUCGUCGCAUGGUAACCUGGUGCCAGCAUCUGCGCCGUAUCCUCCUCAGGACCAGCGCCGGAACGAGGAGUUCAGCUACGUCCAACGCCGGACUCGCAAGCGACCGGCCGAUUUCUCGCCUCAAGUACAUCCAGUGGGUGGGAACCUGAUCAUCCCCAAUGAUCCGGACCUGGAUGCCGGCAUGACGGACUACCACCUGGACCAGCCUCACUCGGCGUUCCCAAGCACUAAUCACACCUCCCCGAGCGUGCCCUUCAGUCUGGAGACGUUCCAUCUCAACGAUGAUCCGAUCCUCACUUCAGCCGGCCCUUUCCAGCAGAAUUUCACCUUCUCUCCGACAGAGUCUCCGGUGGUGACGACGGGUCCGUUUGGCCAUCUCUACGCCCAAACGCCCAUGGGCUCGUCGUUGAACUCGACCGAUUUCUAUUCGCCCCCGCCUUCCGGCUACCAGUCUACCGCCUCCACGCCGCAGCCCUUCGACGGGGACCACCCCGUGUACUUUGAGCAGGGGUCGAUCGAUGCACGAUCUCAUCGUCGAGUGCCGACCUAUGCUGCCCAUCGAUCAUCGAACCUGACGGCAUCGUUGCAGCCUCGUUACAUGUUCAAUGCCAACAACAAUAACAACAGCAGCAACAGCCACAACAACAGCAACAAUGAAGGUGCUGCAUUCAAUUCUAUGAGCGGGCCGUCCUCCAAUAUUCCCUCGCCCGGGUUUUCGAUGCCUCAGCAACACGUGGACCCGUCCCGGGUGCUCGGACAGGGUGACUUCUCCGCAGCCCCUUCACACCAGAGCUUGAACUUGACGAGCAGCGAGAACAUGUUUACCUUUGGCGCUGACUCCGACAACGAGGAGGAAGACGGCAACCCAUUCCCAGACAGGAGCAUGACCAUACAGACCGACUUCCACUCGGUGGAUAAUGGGUCGAUGGAUAUCAACUCCGGGAUGCAGUGGGAUGCCUCUUUCCCCGGCCACUUCAACUCGAUGCCCAAUUUCACCAGUCUGCGGCAUCAAAAGCACGUCACGAUUGGUUCUGGUGACCCGAUGGAUCAGUCGCGGGAUUGGAACGAGGGCGAAAGUCUCGGUCGGGCCCACGGGUCUGCAGCGUCCAUCAGCGAGAUGCGGAACCGAGAUCAGGAUCCAAGGAGGCCCAAGAUCGCGCGUACAGCGUCGACUCCCAAUACCAACCAGCUCGCUCACCAGAGUAUGAACAACCAGUCACAUACGUCGCCAAACACGCCGCCCGAAUCCGGGGUCAACAGUGCUGUUCCAUCCCGGCCGGCAAGCCCCGGAGGCCAGAAGAAUAAUGAGCAGAGCGGUAACGGCCCGACGACUUGUACGAAUUGCUUUACGCAGACCACGCCACUAUGGCGACGCAACCCGGAGGGCCAGCCUCUAUGCAAUGCCUGCGGUCUGUUCCUGAAGUUGCACGGCGUUGUUCGUCCGCUCUCCCUCAAAACGGAUGUGAUCAAGAAGCGGAAUCGAGGCGGCGGAAACAGUCUGGCCCUGGGGGCAAACUCCCGAUCCAAGAAGAAUACCCGGAAGAACUCUGUGCAGCAGACGCCGGUGACGACGCCGCCGACGUCGAGUAAAUCGCAGAGUGCCAAUGCCUCCGAGUCUCCGCCUUCAACGGGCUCGACUGCGGGCACGACGCCCACCAGUGUUUCUGGCGGGACCAAGAGCGGUGUGGUGCCUAUUGCCGCCGCUCCUCCCAAGUCUACGCCUUCAGCCGGGGCUACCCAGGCACGGGGGUCGGUGCAAGUUGCUCCGAAGCGCCAGAAGCGACUUGACAAGGGCUCGAUCGGAUCGCUGUCAAGCGUGCUUCAGGAAAAUGAGACCGAGGAGGCUGGUGGGAAAGCUUCGGGCAGGUCGAAAGUUGUCCCGCUGGCUCCGGCGAUGCCUCCUGCGGCGACCAACCCGGCGCAUCACAGUCUCGCUGGGGGCCAGAGCGGCAGCAGUCAGGAGUGGGAGUGGUUGACAAUGAGUCUGUAG